AUGUUAAAAAUAUUUCAUGAAGGUCAGAUGGGGAUUGAAAGAUGUAAAAAUUCAAUAAGAGAUUUAAUAUUUUGGCCUAACGUAAAUUCUGAUAUGAAAAAUAUUGUUGAAAAUUGUGAGGUAUGCAUGAAAUAUAGAAAUAAUAAUUCUAAAGAACCUUUAAUACCACAUGAUAUACCUCAAAUACCUUGGUUUAAGUUAGGAACUGAUUUAUUUCACUUUGAUAAUAAAAUAUAUUUAUUGGUGGUAGACUAUUAUUCUAAAUUUAAAGAAAUUGCACAUUUAACAUCAGGAUUUACAAUGUCUGAUAAUGGUCCACCAUUUAGUUCAUUAGAAUUUAACAGUUUAUGGUCUGAAUGGGAUAUAGAACAUAUCACUUCAAGUCCACAUUAUGCUCAAUCUAAUGGUUUAGCAGAAAGAUCAAUACAGUCAAUAAAGAAAUUACUAAAAAAAUGUAAAGAAAGUAAAACUGAUUUAUAUAUAGCUCUAAUGCAUAAUCGAAAUUCUCCUAAAGGAAAUUUAUGUUCUCCAUCUCAACUAUUAAUGUCAAAAUCAAUUCGAACAAAAUUACCUGUUCCCAUAGAUAACUUAAAACCUAAAUUAACUGAAUUAAUUGGUGAAAAAGUUUUAUUUAAAUUAGUACCCAAUGGUCCUUGGAUUAAUUGUAAAGAGAUUCAAAUUGAUAAAUAUCCUAGAUCUUAUGUAAUUGAAGGUGAAAAAGGGGGCAAUUAUAGAAGAAACAGAAAACAUUUAAUAACUUGUGCUUCAACCACUUCUAGAAAAAAUAAUUAUGAACAACCUAACUUAAAUUUAAACAUAGAUAAAAAAUCUACUCGUUCUGGUAGAACAAUAAUUAAACCUAAAUGGUUAGAUUUAUAA
Messenger RNA from Macrosiphum euphorbiae (potato aphid), 879 nucleotides. NCBI's taxonomy places the organism in Eukaryota, Metazoa, Arthropoda, Insecta, Hemiptera, Aphididae. The record is from the annotation of a GenBank genome assembly.